AUGUCGAGACCAACCAAGUUAUGUAAGGCCUUUAUACUUCAUGUCGAAAACCUCGUUCCUACGAUCUUGCCCCAAGCCAUCAAGAGUAUUGAGACAAUUGAAGGCGAUGGAGAACCUGGAACGGUCAAGAUCAUUACUUUACCUCAAAUGCAGAUCCAAAGUGUGAAGCAUCGAGUUGAUGGGAUAGACAAAGAGAACUACACAUAUAGCUACAACAUAAUCGAGGUUGAUGUUUUGAAGAACGGGCUAGAGAGCCUCUCAUACGAGAUCAAGAUCUUUGAUGGCUCCAAUGGAGGGUCGAUUUGCAAGAAACAAGCAAGAUUUAUAAAUGAUAAUAAGCUUGGUGAUCUAAGUACUACUGAGAUUGUUACUUGUCACCAAUGA
Molecule: messenger RNA, 384 nt
Organism: Impatiens glandulifera
Lineage: Eukaryota; Viridiplantae; Streptophyta; Magnoliopsida; Ericales; Balsaminaceae
Product: major strawberry allergen Fra a 1-2-like
Exons: 3
Coding region: 1-384 (127 amino acids)
Biological process (GO): defense response; abscisic acid-activated signaling pathway
Cellular component (GO): nucleus; cytoplasm
Molecular function (GO): signaling receptor activity; abscisic acid binding; protein phosphatase inhibitor activity
Source: RefSeq, a predicted model, not a curated record